Gavia stellata (red-throated loon) is the source of this 396-nucleotide messenger RNA. Its product is annotated as olfactory receptor 14A16-like. Gene Ontology annotation, cellular component: membrane. Lineage: Eukaryota; Metazoa; Chordata; Aves; Gaviiformes; Gaviidae. The record is from RefSeq and is a predicted model, not a curated record. Gene Ontology annotation, biological process: G protein-coupled receptor signaling pathway. The transcript has a single exon. Gene Ontology annotation, molecular function: G protein-coupled receptor activity. The annotation marks the transcript as partial.
AUGUCCAACAACAGCUCCAUCAGCCAGUUCCUCCUCCUGGCAUUCACAGACACGCGGGAGCUGCAGCUCUUGCACUUCUGCCUCUUCCUGGGCAUCUACCUGGCUGCCCUCCUGGGCAAUGGCCUCAUCAUCACCGCCAUAGCCUGCGACCACCACCUCCACAGCCCCAUGUACUUCUUCCUCCUCAACCUUUCCUUCAUCGACCUGGGCUUCGUCUCCACCACUCUCCCCAAAGCCAUGGCCAAUUCCCUCUGGGACACCAGGGCCAUCUCCUAUGCAGGAUGUGCUGCCCAAGUCUUUUUUGUUUUAUUUUUGAUGUCAGCAGAAUUUUUUCUUCUCACUGUCAUGGCCUUCGACCGCUACAUUGCCAUCUGCAAACCCCUGCACUAUGGGACC